GAUAUCGUCUCUUAGCCUGUCCACCUCCAUCAGAUCUUAAAAUCCCAUCUUGAGUUCUCCUUUUUUCUCCCUUUCUUCAUUGUUUAACUCCAUUUCUGCUUAUGCGUUAUGGUGUUUUGGUACACAAGAGGCUGCUUUUAUUCAAGAAAAGAGUGCUGUGAUGAAGCAAAUUGUUUGUGGACUAGAGUUUCUGAUCUGGGCUUCUUCUCCCGGAACUUGAUUACUAACCCUUGGCUGUCUGAGCACCCUUCUUUUUUCUCUCAUUCCUUUUAUAUCCCACUUCUUUUUCCCUUGGUUUUGCUUCUUUUGGGUUUGUUUUCGUGGGAUAAAUUUGGUGUUCUGGAGAAAAAGAUUUUCCUUAUGGGCAAUCGGGCUUAUGAUGAUAACAGUUAUCUUAGCGGAUUUCAGUGAGAUUAUUAAGUCAAUGAUCUGAUUGUUACACACACUGAAGCCCUUCUAAUUAAAAUCCAUUUCGUGAUCGAUGUUUUUAAUUUUUAAUUUUUUGGCUUUAAUGGAUUUUUUAUCAAAAGGGAUUUGUUGCUAUGAAGAGGUUAAGCACUUGAAAUGUGUUGAAGGGCAGUGGACAGGUACUUGAGUACUUGCCGUGAGCUUUCUUUAAUAACGACUUCUCCUUCCACUGAGCUUCUAAUCCCAUUUUAAAUACAUUGAUCUUAGGUUUAAUUUUGUUUUCAUUGUUAAUUAUGUGUUAAGUCAUUGUGGGCUAAUUAUGUGAAAUGCUGCGCCCAUUACCAAUUCUGGGGGAUUAUCGGUUCCUCUUGGCAUAAUGGCUCGGGUGCCAUAUCCAGUUUGUGGCCUAUCCUGAUUAAUGGCUGAUAUCAGUGCCAUCUAAUCCUGGAAACACCACAUACAUUUUCUUGUCUAACAAACCCUUGCUUAUAAUCAAAAGUGAGGCUGUUGGGUUGAUUGAACCUGAUCACUUAAGGGUUUUCUAGAAUUAAAAGUCUAAUCAAGUAAAAAAAUGAAACCUGGACACCGACGGUUUCCGGAGCAGACAUGGAAACCCUUUCUUAUGUGCCCAACGGCUAUUUUUUGUACAGCUUUGUACCAAUUUCCAUUCGGAAUCCGGAACAGACAUGGAAACCCUUGCAUUUCCUUUCUAUAAAAAGACUUCGUUAGGUAAACAAUUUCACACUUUCUCUGCUAAUCGGUUUUCUUCCAACUCCAAGCAAGUAUUUCAAGCGAAAGCAUGGAGCCAUCGUCAUCUGCUGUCUAUUCAACUCAGUUUCUUGCCAAAAAGGUUACUGUAGAGUUCAUUAUUGUCAAGGAAUCUCAUGUUGGCUUACAAGUUAGUAGACAACAAUUCCUGUUGGGACUGUGGGAGUUGGUGUUGAGAAAUCAUAGAUACAAGCAAAUGUUUACCAACGCAGACAUCAGUUUAUCUUCAGCCAUGAAAGCUACUCUGCACUUCGCCAUCUCUGAUCAAGCUCGUAAACUCCACGGUGAAAUUGACCACAUAUUUGUCUGCGUUCUGCACCCGAGGUUCAAUAUCAUGACUGGAAUUCAUGUUGAUGAGGAUAAGGCGGUCUCGUGGGAUGCUGUCGAAAACCCUGAAAAUCCUGUAUUGCCAGCUUGCAAGCCACCGAUUCCAUGCUUGAAGAAAGUAAAGAUUAAGCAACAAGAUCUGGGUUCCAUGAAUGAAGAGCAAUGCUGUGCAAUUUGCUUGCAAGACUUUCCUGAUGGGUCUGAAGCUGCUACUAUUUGAUGCUCUCACCUGUUUCAUUGCCAUUGCAUUGUCAAGUGGCUAUCCAGGAGCACUUCUUGCCCUAUGUGUCGUUCUAAGCUGCCAGUUGGUUGAUUCAAGGACCAAGAUUUGUUGUCUUUUUUGUCUUCUCUUUCCUUGUUUUAAGGAACAGUGCUAUGUUGAUUGUUUUUUAUUCGAUUAAUAUCUUUUCUAAUUCAAUUAAGAAUCUGAACCAAAUCAGACUUUGGAUCAAGUUUUUUAUGACAA
This is a messenger RNA of Populus euphratica (Euphrates poplar), 1969 nucleotides long. RefSeq lists its product as uncharacterized. The transcript has 2 exons. The record is from RefSeq and is a predicted model, not a curated record. Lineage: Eukaryota; Viridiplantae; Streptophyta; Magnoliopsida; Malpighiales; Salicaceae. Bases 1208 to 1723 code for a protein of 171 amino acids.